Galendromus occidentalis (western predatory mite) is the source of this 718-nucleotide messenger RNA. Its product is annotated as LIM domain only protein 3. The coding region runs from base 1 to 648 and encodes 215 amino acids. The transcript has 4 exons. Lineage: Eukaryota; Metazoa; Arthropoda; Arachnida; Mesostigmata; Phytoseiidae. Gene Ontology annotation, cellular component: nucleus. The record is from RefSeq and is a predicted model, not a curated record. Gene Ontology annotation, biological process: positive regulation of transcription by RNA polymerase II. Gene Ontology annotation, molecular function: transcription coactivator activity; DNA-binding transcription factor binding.
AUGGGGGAACCCACCGAGGAAGGAGAGGAGGACGUCAAGUUGAAUCAGGACUGCGAUCGACGAGAGGAUACGAUUGUGCCAACCAGAAAGGCUAAAACAAGGAGAAUUCAAUCAUCACCGUCGCUCCCUACGGGAGCCACGAUCAUCGUCAGAGCUCCUACAGGUGACGCGUUGUCUCUAGACGGCAACAAUGUGGACAACAAUAACGUUUCCGAAAGUCUCAAUAUACCCCCGUCGCUGUUCUUGGAAUCGCGACCGACUUGCGCCGGCUGUCAGAACUCCAUAAAAGAUCGUUAUUUGCUCUGCGCUCUCGACAAAAUGUGGCAUGAGGACUGCUUGAAGUGUGGAAGUUGUGACUGUCGUUUGGGAGAAGUAGGAUCAACACUGUACUUCAAGAACAAUCUCAUCCUCUGUCGACGGGAUUAUCUCAGGAUCUACGGUACGGCUGGAUUGUGCUCUGCCUGCCACAAAACGAUACCUUCGUUCGAGAUGGUGAUGAGAGCCCGGAGCAACGUCUAUCACCUAGAAUGCUUCGCUUGUCAACAGUGCAAUCAUAGGUUCUGUGUCGGGGACCGUUUCUAUCUGCACAACAACCGGAUUCUUUGCGAGGACGACUACAGUCCUCUGUAUUAUUCGGCUGGAGCUUGAACGCCCGGAUUUCGACAUGGUAACGGCUUCCCUGAUUUGUGAUCGAAUCAACGCAAUCUUUUCGCUGAGU